ACAAGAAGCCCCGCCAACCUCGGGCUCCCUUUCAUACCGCUCUCUCUCUCUCCCCUUCCCCCCACCUCUCGACAAAGAGCGUUCGUCGCAUCAACCCAAUCAUGGUUCUCUCCUGCGCCGACGAUCCGUUGCUAAAUCUGCUCGACGUCUCGUGAAUCGGGUAACGACAUCACUCCUCCGAACUCUCGUCUUCUCGCCCCUUUGGAUCGUUUCCGUUCGUGUUGUUUGGUUCUUGCGUUUCUUGGUCCCUGGGAAUAUGGAUGCGGGGUGCGAAUAUCCUUGACGAUCGUUUCGUUCAAAUUUGCAUCUGCAGGGGUGAUUGAAAGAACCUCGACCGGGCUUUUUCCGUGCACAGUUUUUUUUUUUCCAAAGGGGAUUGGAGUUUCGAACUUUUGGAUCGGUUUGAAAGAAAUGUCUCACGGUUUUGAUGCCACGAGAGGAAACCCACCUGGGAUUUUGCUCAUAAGGAGAAUCAGGGGCAGGAACUGGAGCCUCCAGACUUAUAGAUACGUGGUCUUGCUCGUCACCUUCAUUGCGUAUGCUUGUUAUCAUGCUUCUCGGAAGCCUAGUAGCAUUGUGAAGAGCGUCCUGUAUCCCGACACCACGACCGUCAAUGUGCAGCGCUCGUGGCCAUUGGGCGAAGUCUUUGUGAGGGAAGAGUUAGGGAACGGUGGUAAUGUGACUGGUGGUAGAUCCAAGUACAGGGGCUGGGCUCCCUUCAACGGCCCCGAUGGGACGUCGAAAUUGGGCGAAAUUGACGUCGCGUUUUUGGCCUGUUAUUCUAUGGGGAUGUACGUCGCGGGGCAUUUGGGCGAUACGUUGGACUUGCGGUUGUUCUUGACGACCGGAAUGAUUGGCAGUGGCAUUUUUGUGGGGCUCUUUGGGAUGGGAUAUAUUUGGAAUGUGCAUGUUUUCGGAUUUUAUUUGGCCAUGCAAAUGGUUGCAGGGUUGUUCCAAGCAACCGGGUGGCCGUCGGUGGUGGCUGUUAUCGGCAAUUGGUUCGGGAAGAGGAAAAGGGGUUUGAUAAUGGGCGUGUGGAAUGCACAUACUUCGGUGGGGAAUAUUAGCGGUUCCCUUCUCGCGGCGAGUGUCUUGGAUUACGGGUGGGGCUGGUCCUUCAUUGUUCCUGGUGGCUUGAUCUUUCUUGGAGGGAUACUGGUUUUCCUGUUCUUGGCUGCGUAUCCAGAGGAUGUUGGAUUUCCUUUUUUGGAUGAUCCAUCCAGUGCUGUAGAGACGGUUCCUCCCAAUGACGUAGAAUCCCAAUCGCGAAGUUCCUCGGUUGGUUCUGGGACUAAGAGAAGUGUUGGGCUUGUUCAAGCCUGUUUGAUCCCGGGAGUGAUUCCUUUCGCGCUGUCCUUAUUCUUCUCGAAGCUGGUGGCUUAUACAUUUCUCUAUUGGUUACCAUUUUAUUUAAGUCAAACAGAAAUCGGCGGUGAGUAUGUCUCUGUGAAAUCAGCUGGAAACCUGUCAACCCUUUUUGACGUGGGUGGAAUUGUUGGUGGAAUUCUCGCUGGUUAUAUAUCGGACAAGCUCCACGCCCGGGCAAUCACGGCAGCCAGUUUCAUGUAUGCUGCGAUACCAUCUAUGCUGGCAUACCGCUCAUAUGGGGGCAUAUCACGCAAUGUCAACAUCGUCCUCAUGAUGAUAACGGGAUUGUUCAUAAACGGGCCAUACGCGCUGAUCACCACAGCGGUUUCGGCAGACCUUGGCACGCACAGUUCUCUCAGAGGGGAUUCGAGGGCACUUGCCACCGUAACUGCCAUUAUUGAUGGAACCGGAUCUGUCGGAGCGGCUCUUGGCCCUCUUCUUACUGGGUUCCUUUCGACAAAAGGGUGGGACGCGGUUUUCUUGAUGCUAAUGGCCGGUGCUCUUAUCGCUGGAUUGCUUUUGUCAAGGUUGGUCGUUGAUGAGAUUUCAGAGAAAGCGGCCAAACGAAUCCCAUCGUCCGAUGCACAGCAAGGUCGUGGAGAUCCAGCAACUCAGCCUCUCCUAACCAACAAAAAAUGAAUGCCGAUAUGGCUGCACGACGGUACAUGAGACUGGGGAAGUCUAUAGGCAAAGCUCGACGCGAAGCUGAGAAAAUACCGAUUGCCGAUCGGUCGCUGCAAAUACGAAGCAUUGUGCUUUUAGAGGUCUGACUAACUUUGGAUGCGACUCGCAUUAGUCAGCUUCAUAGCAAUUCUGUCUGUAAUAAGUGUAAGAUGAUGUGUGCCAUAGGUAGAUUUUUUGGUUAGUGUAAAGGAAAUGAAAGCUGAACGAUUCAA
Molecule: messenger RNA, 2264 nt
Organism: Syzygium oleosum
Lineage: Eukaryota; Viridiplantae; Streptophyta; Magnoliopsida; Myrtales; Myrtaceae
Product: putative glycerol-3-phosphate transporter 4
Exons: 3
Coding region: 412-2007 (531 amino acids)
Biological process (GO): phosphate ion homeostasis; transmembrane transport
Cellular component (GO): membrane
Molecular function (GO): transmembrane transporter activity
Source: RefSeq, a predicted model, not a curated record